AUGGAAAGACCAAUCGAAUGGUUUCGCGACCAAGUCAUUUUCCUGACUGGAGGUACAGGAAAUCUAGGCGUAUGUCUUCUCCACAAACUCGCUCUGCAGUUACCCACCAAAAAGAUCUUCGUGCUUUGUCGUGGCUCCGUGCAACGUGCACUCGACAAGCUGGAGGCAGCAUUGGCAGAGCAAUUGGACGAUGUUCUAGAUACUCAUCGUGUCCAAUUUAUGGUGGGAGACACCUCCAAACCUAGCCUUGGUUUAAGGCCUUCCGACCUACGAGAACUACAAGAGGAGGUGACCGUGGUAAUCAAUGCAGCGGCAGACAUUUCGCUACAACAGCCGCUCCAUCUCAGUAUCCAUCCAAACUGCAUAGCUCAUCUGCAGUUACUCAGCUUACUUCGAGAAUUCAGUCAUCUCAAGACGUUCCUCCACGUAUCAACCACAUCAGUAAACAGCUUUCUCCCUGAUGGCAUCAUUGAGGAACGGUUAUAUCCACUUUCUGACGAGGAUCCAGACCCAGAGAAAGUUUUGUCACAGAUUCUCAGUACAGGACAAUCAGCCUACACGGAUAAUUUUAUCGCGCCUUAUGCAUUUUGCAAGCACCUGGCGGAGCGGCUGAUUCUGAAGCAAGCCGAUCUGCCUUUUAACAGACUCAUUGUGCGACCGUCCCUUAUCGGGCCCGCUAUUCGCGACCCGUAUCCAUUUUAUGGGAAUGAUGAAGGCAUGCCCUUACAAUCUGCAAUCUACAACCUGGCAACGGACCCAGACUAUGGGUUAGAUGAGCUUGGAAAGGGAAUCAACCUGGACGCCAUCUUCGACGAGAUUCCUGUCGAUCUGGUUGCAAAUACUUGUCUUGCUCAUCUGGCUGCUGGUUCGGUAGGAAUUGUUCAAGCUGCGGGUAGUCUCUAUGUGGCAGCGACUACUGGUGAAAUUACUGCCACCAUGAUCCAGGGCGCAGCACCGACAGGAAUCGAGAAGGUCCGUCGCGGAGAGAUUCGCCAGAGUCAAAAUUUGGCACCAAUGUUUUUUCAAGUGGCGCGGAAAUAUAUGCGCAACUGGGAUAUUCGGUGUGAUCGAUCGGAGCAUUUGAAGGAGGAGGCUGGUGUCUUGGGGCUUAGCCUUGAUGGCCAUGACCCGAAGGCGUUCAUGAAGCAUCGCUGGCAGAAUGUGUCCAACUUGCUUUUCGGCCUUUCUGGAAUUUAA
Aspergillus tubingensis is the source of this 1197-nucleotide messenger RNA. Its product is annotated as thioester reductase family protein. Gene Ontology annotation, molecular function: alcohol-forming very long-chain fatty acyl-CoA reductase (NADP+) activity. Gene Ontology annotation, cellular component: peroxisome. Gene Ontology annotation, biological process: long-chain fatty-acyl-CoA metabolic process. NCBI's taxonomy places the organism in Eukaryota, Fungi, Ascomycota, Eurotiomycetes, Eurotiales, Aspergillaceae. The transcript has a single exon. The record is from RefSeq and is a predicted model, not a curated record. Bases 1 to 1197 code for a protein of 398 amino acids.